Molecule: messenger RNA, 3734 nt
Organism: Schizosaccharomyces japonicus yFS275
Lineage: Eukaryota; Fungi; Ascomycota; Schizosaccharomycetes; Schizosaccharomycetales; Schizosaccharomycetaceae
Product: DNA topoisomerase III
Exons: 7
Coding region: 1598-3463 (621 amino acids)
Biological process (GO): DNA damage tolerance; DNA topological change; homologous recombination
Cellular component (GO): RecQ family helicase-topoisomerase III complex; nucleus; site of double-strand break
Molecular function (GO): DNA topoisomerase type I (single strand cut, ATP-independent) activity; DNA binding; DNA topoisomerase activity
Source: RefSeq, a predicted model, not a curated record
GCAUGGUGUUUUUGCAACAGUAUAUGUAUGAGGUGGUUUUCGUAGAUGCGUGUUGGGUUGUUUUCUUCUAUGCUUGCUUAGCGAAUGUCGGAUGGUAUGGGUUUAUUUCUUUAAAUGCAUUUCGUUGCUUUGCGUCUAUCUAUUCCUAGACCUGUGCCUGUCCUUCUGCGGUUUUCUGUUGCGUUUCGAGAAUCGUGAUUUUGUCGCAGAGUCUCUUAUAAGCAUCGUCAAUCUGAUAAAUUGUGUCUGUUAGAAAAUAACAUGACGAAAAAAGUCGGUAUGGAGGGUUUAUACUUACGUCUUCAAGCAGUCGUUUCGCUUCAGACUCAGUCUCUUCAGCAAGAGAAUGACUGUUCACAACUUCUUCAGCUAAUCGAGCUUUGACUUGUGCAAUUGAAUGUGGAGGGCCGUGAGUAGCUUCUUGUGCCAGUGCUUCUAAUUGAAAGCCAGAUGCUGUAGUGAGUUAAUGUUUUGCUUUAGAUCGAAUAAAGACGCAUGAUUCUUGUUUUUAUUUUUAUCGUGUAAAAAUUCAAAUUCAUACGUGCGUAAAUGGCCUUGAUCGUUUCUGAAAUAACGAACUGUCAAUCACGCUAACAUACUUCUGUACUUGUCACCGUAUUUUCUAAUAAAUUGCAGUGAUCUGUAUAUUUCGAUUGGCAAAUUAUCAGUAACUGAAGUGCCGAGAACGAAUUAGUAGUUAUACUAAACAGAACAAAAAUCCCUACACUCGGUAAAAUCCAGAGGAUUAAUAGAGUUGUCAAUGUUAGAUUGUGUUUCUUUUUCCAUCAUUACAGGAAAAAAGUGAUGUUUUUCUUCGUCUGGCCUGUUCAAGUUUUUUCAAAGGUUUAGUAACGAAAUAAUAUUAGGAAAAAAGUACAUAGAAAUUCAAGCACAAUUGUAUAGACUGAAAAGCUGGAUUUAAAUUUUAACCUUUACACAAAGCAACAUAAUAAGGACGAGAAGACUUUAAGGUGAUUAUUUCGUUUGUUGCAAUGAUGCGUGCUACUGUCAGCAUACACAGAUUUUUCUCCAGCACUAUAUGAUUACAGACGUAUUCGCAGUUACGGUGUGCAGUUAUACUGGUACUAUAUAACUGCUAGGGUAUCUGUUUCAAACAAACUAACGGGCCAUUUUUCAUUGUGUACAUCAAAUACCAGUUUCUAGAUAUUUAAAAAAAGGCUUUAUUAAAACGAUGUGCCUAUAAAUGCUGCUUCCUUCUUUCACUUCUAAUGACAAUUGUUUGUGAAUAAAAAAAAAUAAAAAAUAAAAAAUAAAAAAAUUUAACCCAGCUAUUCACUGACCCUUAGUAUAAUCUAUUCAAUGUCUCCAUCUAAGCCAAAAUCUAUAUUGAUCAACGAAAACUAAUACUCAGUUCAUGUAUCUUACUCAAUAGUAAUGUAGUCCGGGUCAUUAAGAGUCUGGUAAAAUAAUGAGGUACCUUGUCCAAAUAAAUGCAAUACACAACGUAUUAUAGCAUAAUUAGAACAAAGUACACUCUUCUCAUUACAUAACGUAAUUCUCUCUCUGUUUUGUUCGAUUUAUUGCUGCAAUUUGGCACGCUCGCUCGCUGUCUCCCUACCAGAACGUGUCUCAGCAAAUGCGAAUUUUAUGUGUCGCUGAAAAGAAUUCUAUUGCAAAAAGCGUUGCUAGCAUUUUAGGUGGAGGCCAUUUUCGUCGUAGAGACACAAAGAGUAAAUACAUCAAAAAUUAUGAUUUUGAUUACGAUUUUGGAGGCCAACUGGGUGAUUGCAACGUUACAAUGACUGCAGUGUCGGGUCAUUUAACAGAAGCAUCCUUUCCUCCUGAGUACUCGAGUUGGAGCUCUGUGCCGCAGGAGGUCUUAUUUGAUGCACAGAUUCGUAUAAGUGUGUCAAAGAAUUCUGCUCCCUUGGCCGACAAUAUACGAAGAGAGGCAUCCAACGCAGACUAUCUAUACAUAUGGACAGAUUGUGAUAGAGAGGGGGAGUAUAUUGGAACUGAAAUUUCAAAUGUUGCAAGGUCGGGUAACUCAAGAAUUCGAGUAUUACGCGCUGAUUUCAACAAUCUUGAACGAACUCAUAUUAUUCGAGCUGCUCGCAAUCCACGAAAUUUAAAUCAAUGGGCUGCAGACGCUGUUGCUGCUCGAAUAGAGCUGGAUUUCCGGCUGGGAGCAAUUUUCACUCGUAUACAAACGCUACAACUACAAAAGGCUUUUGAAAUCCUAAAAAAAAGAGUUAUCAGUUAUGGACCUUGUCAAUUUCCUACAUUAGGAUUUGUCGUCGAUCGUUGGCAGCGAGUGGAAGACUUUCUGCCGGAACAAUUCUGGUCCAUAAAACUACAGGAUCGAAGACAAGCAAAAACAGUAACAUUUAAUUGGAAGCGUAACAGAGUGUUUGAUCAUCUUGCUGCUCUUGUUUAUCUUGAACGGUGUCUCGAGGCAAAAGUUGCAAAAGUCACCAACGUUGUACAAAAACCCAAAACCAAGUACAAGCCGCUUCCACUAACUACGGUUGAGCUUACAAAACUUGGCCCCAAAUUCUUACGCAUUAGUGCGAAAAAAACACUGGAGAUCGCCGAGCAUUUAUAUACUAAUGGUUUUGUAUCCUAUCCAAGAACAGAAACAGACCAAUUUGAUCCAGGAAUGGACUUACAAACCUUAAUUAGCAAACAAACAAGCGAUCCUAGUUGGGGUACUUUUGCAUCCGAUCUACUUUCUGGAAACUUUCGAAACCCAAGAAGUGGGUCGCAUAAUGACAAAGCUCACCCCCCUAUCCAUCCUAUUGCCCAUGUAACACAAAAUGCACUUCCUUCACAAGAUCACUGGAAAGUGUACCAGUUCAUCACCCGUCGGUUUCUUGCUUGUUGUUCUGACCAUGCACGUGGUGCAGAAACAAUUGUUGAAGUAACUAUGGGCGAUGAACAAUUUUCUCAAUCGGGAUUGACUGUAUUAGAGCACAACUAUCUUGAUGUGUAUAUAUAUGAAAAGUGGAAUAGCUCAGCCCAGUUGCCCGUAUAUGAGAUGAAUGACGAAUUUGUUCCCCGUCAAGUCAACAUAAUAGAGGGGGCUACAACAUCGCCUACAUAUCUCACAGAGCCAGAAUUAAUUUCAUUAAUGGAUGCCAAUGGAAUUGGCACAGAUGCAACAAUGGCCGAACACAUUGAAAAAGUACAAGAACGGGAGUAUGUCUUAAAACGCAAACGGAAAGGCAAAGGUUCUGGAGCCGGUGUCUCGGAAUUCGUUCCGACUUCUCUCGGCGUAGCCUUAGUCAAAGGUUAUGAUGAAAUAGGGCUGGAAUGGAGUUUAACGAAACCGUUUCUUCGUCGCGAAAUGGAAGUACAACUUAAAAACAUUGAAAAAGGGCAGUCUUCAAAGAAUGUGCUUGUUGAAGUUACUCUCACGCAGUUUCGUGAUGUUUUUCAUUUGACAAAAACGAGAUUUGAAUGUUUGUUACGGAGAUGUAAAGAGUAUCUAGAAGGUCAAUGACGAAAACGACACAAAACAAGAAAUGCCUAGUUUAAACCGACACCUCGUAAACUAACAUCCCAAAAGCAAAUCUCAAACCCUUCCUUACCGCGCACAUCCGUCCCGUCCUUCAGAAUUCCCCCCGUUAUCGACUUUCAGUACCGAAACUGACUAUUGCACGCCCCCGGACCUACCGACACCUCCCCGAGCUAUACCAGCCCUAAGAUCAAGUACUUACUUCUGAACUGCCUUCCUUCCUGAACUACUUGCGUUCAUUUACAUACAAAUCUAU